AUGCCCAAUAACGCAACCACAUGGCCGAAUAGUUUAUGUUACGCUAAGGAUGUCGACCCCACGGCUUUACAUGAACUUGGUGAAUAUUCAUCUCACACAUGUGAUCCACAUGAUGACAUACAAAUCAAAAAAGGGAAUGCCAUUGGCACUGGUCGGUCAAUCAUGAACAGGAGGCCAUACGCAUCUCAAAUAGAAGGAAGCCAUGGAAAAGAGCGGUCCCACCUUCUUCAUGAGUUUGAAGAAGCUAAAAAGGCCACACGGCGAGUUGAUCACGAUGGGGGAAGGUCAAUGUCGACUGCUUAUCAUCCGUGCGACUAUAUGCAAUGGGAUGCUGACACGCUGCCAAUAAAUAUUUCAUCCUCCGCGUAUAAGGCGACUCUGCGUACAGUAAAGAAAAACUUUCCAGCCUGGCAACAUGAAGUCGCACUCUCUGGGGAGAUUCUUCUGAAGAAGAUCAAUACCAAAGAGAAACGUCACGCUUUAAUCGAGGUUGCUAAGGAUUUUGGUUUCAAUUCUUCGAAUCCAAGGGCUACAACGUGUAGUUUUGUAUAUGUUAAAUACACAAAUCAAGUGUUUAUGCGUGCCACAGGAGAAAAGAUACCUUAUCUCGAUCAUGAACUCGUGUGCAGCAUGCAGCAUCUUGAGGAACAGCACCAAGCGUACCUGGAGUUGAAGUAUAAACAGGAAGAAAAAGGAGGGAACAUAGAAAAUGAACCUCAGGGUGGGGGUCCGAAGUGUGCAUCUUCUGGUGCAAAAUUCAGUGAGGGUGAUAAUAAAGAACACGUGGCAAAUGUGAACAGUGGCAGAAUAAAACAACAGCAACCUGCUUUUAUAGAAAAAGGUCCCAACUACAAGAAGGCUUCCUCUGUGCCGCAGCCGUAUAUAUUACGAUGGUGGUUUGUUGACCGAUACGUCCAUCGGGAUGUGUUGGAAAUAUUACGCUUGUUGGCAUGUGAAAUUGGAGUCUUUCGCGGCGAGCCGACAUUAUCGUUUGAGCAACUACAGCGGUAUGACCCCGAUGCGGCAAGGAAACUCGAGAAUCCAAUGAUCUUUCGCGUGGAAGUCGCACUGGAAUACCAGCCGAGGUGGGAAGUGGAACUGGCGACGUUACUGAAAGAGGAACCCGGUUCCACGCGGGAUCCGUACCCCAUCUCCUACGUCCGCCGCGAUAACUUCGCGAUGAGGCAGUACCAACGUCAUCUGAGGCCAUUUUUUUAUGAUUGGAGACCCGUUAUAACACGUUGUCUCGUGGAUCUCUUUCAGGGGCGUGAUUUCCGUGCCAACAUGACCCCCUCCAAUGUCACCACCAUGGGGACCGCAUUCUUCCUUCGUCAUGAGAUCGAUACGAAGGGGCAGGUGUUCUAUCGCCGCUGGGUGCGGCACUCCUUGGAUCUUUUUGGUUAUUUCGGGACUUCGUUACGCAGGCAGGAUGCCCGAAAUGUACGGGAAACACUGAUUCGGCUUUAUCGCGAGCAUUACAAUCAUACUGGGGGUGUAAAUCAUGCAAAUGGCUGGGCAAAUCAUGAGGCGAUGCUGGAGCUUCUCAAACAAGCUAAAAAUUCUACACCGCACUUUGGAGCGCUAAAUCUUUGCAUUGAGUUCCAUUUCUUUAAGAAGGACUUGUCAGAGCUGCAGAAGUUCUCGGCUCGGUAUGGCUACUUCCUUUACAUUCGCCGCGAUGAAGGUAUGGUCUACGUGGCCGCCACCGCACGCGACCUGCCAGUCCUGCCACCACAGCGUUUUGAGUUAUUUUUCUUGCCGAACGGAGUGUACGUCGGGCCACCAUCCUUUCAGACCUGUGUUGAUAUGCACUUAGGGGUGACAGAAGGGGCCCCGACGCCCGUUCCGCCCUCACUCAUCUCCCUUCUGGAGGAGGAAAUGCAGUUGACGAAUAAACGGCAACAACGACCCAACGCCCGCCGCGGUGGGACUCGAUCGCACCACCCGUCGUCAUCGUCGGACUCAGAAGGGAAGGAGGGACGGCGUCGCCGGCGGGCGAACCGUCGUGGCGGCAGCCGGUCCUCCUCCGCGAGUUCGGCAUCCGCCUCCUGCACCUCCUCAGCGUCCUCGCGCCGUGGACGGCGGCGGCGGCGGCGGUUGUCCCCGUCUUCCUCUUAUUCGUCGUCGUCGUCGUCGCGGGGGCAAUCCCCUCCGCGGGGGUCGCCGAACGGGACGGAACGGCCCCCAGACGCGGCGGCCCAGCCACCCUCCCCGCGGGCGCCUCAACGGCUCUACGCUUGGCCCCGUUCGCUGCCCGCGAGCUCUCUUUACGACGUGAUGGUGGGGGCCGGCCAGCGCCUGAGCCACCCGCCUGGCUGCACGAUCGAGUCCCACCUCGUGUCGUGGGAAGGCGGCCACACGUCCAGCCCGCCAAGGGUCCUCCACUUCGCCCUUAACCACCUCACGAGGGAGGCACACAUUAUCGGAGGCUGA
This is a messenger RNA of Phytomonas sp. Hart1, 2433 nucleotides long. The record is from the annotation of a GenBank genome assembly. NCBI's taxonomy places the organism in Eukaryota, Euglenozoa, Kinetoplastea, Trypanosomatida, Trypanosomatidae.